Gorilla gorilla gorilla (western lowland gorilla) is the source of this 5469-nucleotide messenger RNA. RefSeq names its product alkaline ceramidase 2 (gene ACER2). The coding region runs from base 186 to 1013 and encodes 275 amino acids. Lineage: Eukaryota; Metazoa; Chordata; Mammalia; Primates; Hominidae. Gene Ontology annotation, biological process: sphingosine biosynthetic process; ceramide catabolic process. Gene Ontology annotation, molecular function: N-acylsphingosine amidohydrolase activity. The record is from RefSeq and is a predicted model, not a curated record. Gene Ontology annotation, cellular component: Golgi membrane. The transcript is spliced from 6 exons.
AACCUCCCGCAGGCGAGGCGAGGCGGGGCGGAGCGCGGGAGGCCAGUUGGGAGGCGCACAUCCGGCGGUUACCCGGUGCUUCAUAAAGCCGCUCUCGCCGCUGGCUGUCGCCGCGUUUUGCCUCCGCAGCAGCUCUGGGCUCUUCUCAGCUGCGGGAGCAGCUACUCCAAUGCCCCGGAGUGGCCAUGGGCGCCCCGCACUGGUGGGACCAGCUGCAGGCUGGCAGCUCGGAGGUGGACUGGUGCGAGGACAACUACACCAUCGUGCCUGCUAUCGCCGAGUUCUACAACACGAUCAGCAAUGUCUUAUUUUUCAUUUUACCACCCAUCUGCAUGUGCUUGUUUCGUCAGUAUGCAACAUGCUUCAACAGUGGCAUCUACUUAAUCUGGACUCUUUUGGUUGUAGUGGGAAUUGGAUCCGUCUACUUCCAUGCAACCCUUAGUUUCUUGGGUCAGAUGCUUGAUGAACUUGCAGUCCUUUGGGUUCUGAUGUGUGCUUUGGCCAUGUGGUUCCCCAGAAGGUAUCUACCAAAGAUCUUUCGGAAUGACCGGGGUAGGUUCAAGGUGGUGGUCAGUGUCCUGUCUGCGGUUACGACGUGCCUGGCAUUUGUCAAGCCUGCCAUCAACAACAUCUCUCUGAUGACCCUGGGAGUUCCUUGCACUGCACUGCUCAUUGCAGAGCUGAAGAGGUGUGACAACAUGCGUGUGUUUAAGCUGGGCCUCUUCUCAGGCCUCUGGUGGACCCUGGCCCUGUUCUGCUGGAUCAGUGACCGAGCUUUCUGUGAGCUGCUGUCAUCCUUCAACUUCCCCUACCUGCACUGCAUGUGGCACAUCCUCAUCUGCCUUGCUGCCUACCUGGGCUGUGUAUGCUUUGCCUACUUCGAUGCUGCCUCAGAGAUUCCUGAGCAAGGCCCUGUCAUCAAGUUCUGGCCCAAUGAGAAAUGGGCCUUCAUUGGUGUCCCCUAUGUGUCCCUCCUGUGUGCCAACAAGAAAUCAUCAGUCAAGAUCACGUGAUGGCAAGUUGGUGGCUGGCUUCUCUGCUUAUCGCCCUUCAUGCAGUGGGCUUCCUUUGCUAGGAAGACAGCCAAGGGAGUUCGAAUAGUUGGGGAGUGGGCUAUCUUUUCAAAAAUCUAUUUGCUGGGGCUCUUAAUUUCUUUAGUGUUCUUUGUAUGUAGGGAUUUAAACUUUGUCAUAUGGUACAAAUAUUCCCUGCCCCCCUGCAGUUUCCCAUUUGUCUUUCAGUAUGUUAAUAUUUUUGUGCCAUACUGGUUUUAAACUUUCAUGUUGUCACAUCUGUUAAUCUUUUCUUUAGGAUUUCUGGAUUUUCUGUAAUUUUUAAAAAGAUCCCCUCCUCCUCCCUAAUGUGUCUGUGGACCACCUGGAUUCCACUGUGCAAGGGGAAAAGUGUCUAUUCCUUUCCCAAAGACGGAAAAUGGAGGGCUUAGGGACACUAGAUGCAUCUUUCUCAGCAUCACUUCCAGAUGCAGUGACUUGUUGGGCUGCGUCCUUAAUGGCCAUGGCAGAGCAGUCCCUUGGGGGAUCCAGCCCUGUACAAUGCAUCUCUUCCUGGAGAAAGCUGGCCUGCUCCAGACCCCACCAUUCCCAGGCGCCCUUGGAGUGGACUCUACUGAUGACAGACAGACCCUCUGAGAGACAAGACCCUCUGACUCUGCGAUGGAAGAUGCCAGAGAUUUUCCUUUGGGGUAAUUGUCCUUAAACAAAACCAAACAGAUGAAACACACACAGGACUUGUGGCUAAAAAGGCUAGUUUUUCACUUGCAUUUCUCAACUAACCCAGGUUUUACAUGCAUCUGUGAAUGCUUUUACUACUACCUCUGUGGAGAGAUGGAGAGACUUCAGAUAAACGUGACGCUAAUGAGUAAAACCCUCUCUGCCAAAACCUACACUCCACUUUAGGCCAUUCUUGAAGAUGAGCACAAUUUUUAAAUACUGACAUCACUUCCGCUUCCCCCUCCCACCCCAGCUCAGCAGCCUCAAAUCUACAGAGAAGAAGAAUUAUGGCAUGAACAUUCCCACAGACCCACCAUCUUUAAGACUUGACCUCCGUAAGUUUACCAAAGGGCUCCUCACAAUUGUGGUGGGGGUUCUGGUUCAAAAUUUGGAGCAAACAUGCAGUUUUUGGAAACUUUUUCUCAUUUGAAGCCUCCAGUAUGCUGUACUAUUCUGGAAAUUACCUUCAAGAGUCUCACUUCUUGUUUCUGUUGUGUUUUCUGUGGGCAUCAUGCUCUUCACGCUUGCAGUAGAAGGUGCUUUCUGGGUUUCCCAGAGUAUCCAACGGCUCACUUUUCUCAAGUGCUGGCAGUAGCUAUGCACUCACGGGCUGGUUUGGGUCGCUGGUGCAGCAGCGCAAAUCUGUUGCCUUCUGAAUUUUUCUCACCUGAUGUGACACUGGCUACAAUGAAUCUUCUCUUCAUCGGGCUGAAUGAAAGAUUCAAGAACCGUCUUCAAGUUGCAUGGUGGGAAUUAUCAACCUCAGGGAUACUCAUUUUAACUCAGGCGUGUCCUGCUUUGUAACAUUCCACUGUUGGGAGAGGGCAGGACAGGUGUGUUCUUGUGUGGGCAGGAGUCAUGUCACUGUCCUACAUAUGUAAGAGUUGGGAAGGUGACGAUUUUUGACACAUCCAGGAACUCUUACUCUAGUUAGAAUUUGUACAAGAUCCAAGGUGAAAACCCCAAUAAGCAACUGAAUUUAGAGUUUAAAAAUGAAUGACUUUAUGCGACAUCUGUGGUUAUCAAAUUAUAUAGGUUGUUCAGAAGCAGAACGCUGUUUGUAGUAAGAAAUCUUUGUGGAACCCCAGUGUGUGAAGUAAAUUGUAUUUUAUUAACUUAAAUUUAUUUAAGGUUAAAUUUAUGGCAUUUACUUAAUAAUAUAUGAGGUGGUGAAAAUGCAAAUUAACAAAUUGGUAGUUUCCAAGGUAGAAAAAUUAGGUGUUGAAUGAAUGUAUAUGUUGCUUUAUUAUAGUUUUAUAUAUAUAUAUAGAGAGAGUGUUUUGUAUUUGAGUCAGGGUCUUGCUGUAUUACCCAGGCUGGAGUGCAGUGGUGCAAUCAUGACUCACUGUAGCCUCUGUCUCCCAGGCUCAAGCGAUCCUCUCACCUCAGCCUCCCCAGGAGCUGGGAGUACUGGUGCGUACCUCCACUCCCAGCUAGUUUUUGUAUUUUUUCAUAGAGAUGGGGUUUCACCAUUUUGCCCAGGCUGGUCUCAAACUUCUGGGCUCAAGAGAUUCGCCCGCCUCGGCCUCCCAAAGUGCUGGGAAUAGGCAUGAGCUGUCACGCCUGGCCUAAAAAAUAUUUUUAAAAUGAUCUUUGAAUUAAAUAUUCGUAGAAUUUCUAAUGUACCUCUUUGAGACCUAGGUGGUUGAUGGAACAGAACUGCUGUUAAGUCCUUUGGGUUUCAAGUCUAGAAUUCUUUAAAGGCAAAUAUCAGCUCAUUCUUAUUUUAGAUUGACCUUAUCAGGCAUGGAUUCUGGUCUCAGCUACUUUAUGGUAUAAAUGCUCCAAGGUAGGGGGUUUGGUAUAUAUUUUAAGCCCAGGUUUUUUUUUUUUUUUUUUUUUUUUGUGAGAAGCAGAAUGUGCUUCUAGAAACUGGUUUUAAAGAGAUGAGCUGAGAAAGAAAUGUGGAAUGGAGUAUAUUUGAGGAGGACAAAACAUAACUUCACUUUUGAACAGAAAUCACUCUAGCUUGCCAGCAUGGGAUGUAAACCAAGAGAGUAGAAAUAUACCCAUCUUAUUUUAAGUUGGGUUUAUGGCAUCACUCAUUUAUGUAAAAGCACUACAAACUCUUUAAAGAAAAUUGGGAAACUACAGAGAAGUCAAAGAAAAAAAAAAGUAACCCAUAUUUCUAUUGCCCAGGUAUAAUCCUUGUUAAUAUUUUGGUUUGGUCUCCUCUGUUUUCCCCCAGUAUAGUUGUAAAUAAAUGAUGUCUUUCAGAGUUGACAUUUAUCCUGUAGCUUGAAUGGCAUAUAAAUGCCAGUUGUAUAUUUUUUCAUGAAGUGUAGGUUUGGAAUACACUAGAGUUAGCUAUAUGCUUAAAUGCUGAUCACUGGAUUCUGAGACUGACUACUGAGUCUACCUUUUUAAUCAAGCCUAACAUGAAUGGGCUCCAAAAAGUAAUGAAUGUAAUUCUACUUUUUGAUGUGCCUCUGCACUUGGCUUGGUGAGUCAUUAUAAAUAGCUGUUAAAUAUGUGACUUUACAGAUUUUGAUAUGUUCAGAUUGUAAAAAAUGAAUAGCUUAUUUCAUUAAUUGAUGGGCAGUCAAGAAUCUCCCUCCCUUCAGUAGGGCUGACACUUAGGAGUUAGGUCAUGGUUGUGGUUACUUGGCAUGGCUAAUCAGAUUUUGUUCUGGUCAGAAUUUGCCCAAGAUCAAUACCCAGCAGAAACUGGAGUUAGGCUAUAAAAAACCAUUCAUGUUUCCGAGUGAUCAUUUCAGUCAGCGAUUCAUGUUUUACAGUGUUUAGUUGUUGAUUAUUAGAAAAAGUAAUAUUUUCUUCCCUUUAUGAUUACAUCAUUAUAAAUCAAGUCCUUCCGUGAACACAUUUAAGGUGUGUGGAGAUGAGAUGUCUGAAUCCAUUUGGGGACGGGCUGCAUUUUUGGGGAACUCUAUGCCUGUCCAGUGAAGAGUGCCUAAAACAUUAAUUAUAGAUCAAAGAUGUUCUGUUGAGGGACAAAGCUUGAUGGUCAUCAAACACAAGGCUUUGUAAAAAUAUGACCACCUAUUCCACUUAGCGGAUCUCUCAGGUGUGUAAAACUUCUCUCGCCAGUUCAUCAUGCUUCCAUGAGCCCUCAGGACUGGGAUUUGAGCCUUCCUGGCUCUUUAUCCCUUGGGGCAGACAUGGAACCAUCUCUGAGGGACCAGGUGGAUGCUGAAGCUCACCCAGUCAGGGCCCCUCUCCUAGCUCCUUUUACACUGAAAUUAAUCUGAAAGCUUUCAUAGCCAAGGCUUUGCCUAGGUGCUAUUAUUCCAGCUGGCCAAAGAGAAGUCUUGGGCCAGAUUGGGAUUCUCAAUGGAUUUUAUAGACAUAAUUCCCCUGCAAACUUAAAAAAAUAAAUGACCCCUACUUUAUAGGACUAAUUGUUUGAAUUGUAUCUUUCUCUGUAUGUUAAACCAGAUUUAAAACUAUUUUAUAACCACAAUAUGUAAUCAGAGCAAUAUAGUGCUUUAAGAUAUAUACCUUGUUUUAUACCUUAUGUAGGUGUCCUAUAUUAAGGCCUUUUGAAGUGGAGCUUUUGCACUUUAUACUUUUUCUGUGAACUAUGAUAACUAUAUUUGAUAUUAAAGCUGUAAGUGGCAUUUUCAGCAAAUGAAUAUGUACAUGUUUGUGUCUAUUUCCAAAAUGAUUUCUGAACUAUCUGCAGUGAAAAUGUAUCUGAUGGAUUGUAGAGCAAAGCACAUUGCCUAAAUUCAUUUGUUAAUGAAUUGGGUACCAUUGUUAUUAAAAAUGCGUAAAGUAA